Talpa occidentalis (Iberian mole) is the source of this 3497-nucleotide messenger RNA. RefSeq names its product xin actin binding repeat containing 2 (gene XIRP2). Gene Ontology annotation, cellular component: stress fiber; focal adhesion. Lineage: Eukaryota; Metazoa; Chordata; Mammalia; Eulipotyphla; Talpidae. Bases 488 to 3310 code for a protein of 940 amino acids. Gene Ontology annotation, biological process: actin filament organization; actin cytoskeleton organization. Gene Ontology annotation, molecular function: actin filament binding. The transcript has 13 exons. The record is from RefSeq and is a predicted model, not a curated record.
AAUCAAGAUAAGGUCACACUCAAUUAGGGUGGGCCUUAUUCCAUGAGACUGGUGUCCUUAUAAGAAGAGGAGAAAAGACAUGGGUAGAAGACAGAAGAGAUGAUGUCAUGUGAUUAUGAAAGUAGGCCUGGGCGUGACGCAUCUGUAAGCUAAGGAUCACCAAGAAAUGCAACAUCAGAAGCUAAAGAAAGGCUCCGUCAGCCAUCAAGCUGCUCUGUUUCUAUGAUUGAGAGUUUUAGAUUCCAAAUGUGUUAACCUGAAUGUAGAUUAGCAGAGAAUUGGAGAGUUCCUGCAUCCAAACUGUGCAUAGAAGGGAAACCACUGUACAUGAUAUCACCAAUGGUUUGAGAAUUGGAAGAGACAGGAACCAAAUAGCUACUUGAACCAGGAUUUGUAAUCAAACAACAGUGCAUCUGAACAGCAGACAAAACCAGUACUUAUCAGCGAACUGGUUACCGUCUUCAAUGCGGAUAUUCUGGAGCAAUCUAUGUUCCCAAUGCAGAAGGGCUCCCUGAAUCUCCUGAGGCAGAAAUGGGAAUCCACCGAUUACCAGAAAAGUGAGUGUUGUCCUGGUGGCAGCCGGUGCAGACUUUUUCAAGCUCCAGAAAGCAAAUUGCUUGAACCUGAAGGAGAGGUAAUGCCAGAACCUGUAACCCCAGAUCCUCCAUGUCUGCCCUUCAGUGUAAGAGAAAAGAUACUGAGCUCAGAGCCUAUAAAGAGGGGCCUUGAGAGCAAGAGUAGCAACUCCAGGGAACACAGCUGGCCAUCAGUGCUGAAGGAUGACUUGUUGAGUGGUCGGCACCGGAUAGAGCACUUCUCCAUUGCCCUUGAUGAGCUGAGGAGUGUGUUCGAGGCUCCUCAGAGUGGAAACAGAUCACCCGGACCUGCUGAGUAUGUUCGAAAGGAAGUAGAAAUUGAGAGAAGUUUGUAUUCACCAACAUUUAAGAGUCAGCCUGAAAGCCUGUUUGAUGAUUCUGCGAAAGAUUCAGACAAGAAAAGCAAUGAAGCAUCUUUUGACAAGAUGUCACCUGAAAGUGGUCACAGCCACAUUUUUGAAGUGACUGCUGGCCCUCAUAAACCUGCAAGUGGAUUUGCAAAAGACUGUGCUGUGCAGAGUGAGGGUGUGUCAGACCUCCAGGAGGUGGUGUCCUUGAAGGAGCGGAUGGCGAGAUACCAGGCAGCUGUUUCCAGGGGUGACUGUCGCAGUUUCUCUGCCAAUAUGAUGAAGGAAUCAGAGACCUGCACAGUGCCGGGUGGUUUGGCUAGAGUGAAGAGACAGUUCGAGAUGGACAAAACUACUGCUUCCCGCAAAGCCCUUUCUCAGUAUCAAUACCAGCAUGAGAAUGUAUCUACAAAGGCAAGUCGACAUAGCAGGCAAGCAGACAUUUCAAGAAGACAGGAAAUGGAAAGAAAUGAACAAGAGCCUUCCAAAGCACACAAAAUUGAUGUUCUUGGAACAGAAAUGAUGUCUCAUCUUGAAAAACACACUGAGGAAAUAAACCAAGCUUCCAAGUUUCAACAAUGUGUUCAAGAAACAGUCAUUGACACACCUGAGGAUGAAGAGAUACCAAAGGUUUCUACUAAGUUUUUAAAAGAGCAAUUCGAAAAAUCUGCCCAGGAAAAUGUUGUUUAUUCUGAUAAAGAGAUGACAACCCCAGCCAAGCAGAUUAAGAAACUGCUACUCCAAGACAAGGAAAUAUGUAUACUUUGUCAAAGAACAGUUUAUCCAAUGGAGUGCCUAGUAGCAGACAAGCAGAGUUUUCAUAAAUCUUGUUUCCGAUGUCACCACUGCAACAGUAAACUGAGUUUGGGAAGUUAUGCAUCACUUCAUGGACAAAUAUAUUGUAAGCCUCACUUUAAACAACUUUUCAAAUCUAAAGGAAAUUAUGAUGAAGGUUUUGGACACAAACAACACAAAGAUCAAUGGAAUUGUAAAAAUCAAAGCAGCUCAGUGGACUUUAUUCCUAAUGAAGAACCAAAUAUGUGUAAAAACAGUGCAGAAAAUACCCCCUUACAUGAUGCUCUUAAUAAACAUUUAGAUGCUGGUAACAGUGAAGGGCAAAAGGAUGAUUUGAGAAAAUUUAGGGAGAGGGGAAAAUUAAAAGUCAUCUGGCCCCCCUUAAGGGAGCUGCCGAAGAAAGCCUUCCCUCUUGAGGAAGAGCUCAAAAUGUGUAAACCUAAAUGGCCACCUGAAAUUACAACCCCUGCAUCUGCUGUGUUUAAAAGUGAUUCACUGAGAGAACACAUUAAAACUCUGGAAAAUAAAAGAAAAGAGCAAUAUAACCUUUCUUUCCUGCAGCCAUAUCUGCAGUCCAUGCAUAUGUGUCAGAAAGGGGAUGUUACCAGAAUCAAAGAAAUGGAAAUGUAUGAUGCGCAAAAAGAUGAGAAGGAAGGAAAUAAGAACGUGCAAGAUAAGCUGAAUGAGGCUGAAGAUACAAAGAAUAAGAGGAAAAGUGAAAUAGAUCUUAAUGACAACAAUAAUGUGGUUGUGCAGAGUGCUGAGAAGGAGAAAAAUGAAAAAACUAAUGAACCUGAUGGUACGGAAGUUUUACAGGUUAAUAACACUGAAGAUGAGGUAGUGUCUGAAAAUCAUAAAGAGAAUUUGAAUAAGAAUAAUAAUAACAAUUAUGUUGCAGUCUCAUAUCUGAAUAAUUGCAAGCAGAAGACAUCUAUUUUAGAAUUUCCUAAUCUAUUACCACUGUCAAGUGAAACAAACUGCACUGCAAGUGAAUAUCAAAUUGAAAAUGUAGAAAAUGCAUCUAGAAUCUCAGAGUUACUUGGUAUAUUUGAAACUGAAAAGGCUUAUUCUAGGAAUGUAUUAGCUAUGGCUCUCGAUAAACAGACUGACAGAGGUACUGCUGGCAGUCCUGUGCAGUCUGCUCCAAAAUCAGACCUCAGCAGUGCAUUCAUAGUAAAGGGGAAAAGUUCAAAGACCUCUUCUGAUAAGAAUAUCUUACACAUCAAAGGAAAUCACUCAAAUAACAAAAAUCUCCACUUCUUCUUUUCUAACACUGUGAAAAUUGCUGCUUUUUCCAAGAAGAAUGAGCACAUUUUUGAACGUGAUUUAAUAGAAUCUGUAGAUCAAAUUAAAAAUAUGCCAUGUUUGCAUUUAAGAGAGUUUGGGAAGAACAUCAAACAUUGGCAUGAUGAAGCCACGGAGUUAGCCCACAUGAAUGGAAACACAAAUGUUAAGGCCCUGAGCAGUGGAUGUGCAGCUAAGCCUUUGCAUCUCACUGUGGAGGUCCAGCCUCAAAAACUCACUGUGGAAGAGCAAAUUAAAAGAAAUAGGUGCUACAGUGACACUGAGUAAAACAUCUCUGGCCACUUGCAAACCACGCUCAGGCAGAAGAAAUACUGAUCUCCUGAAAUAAGUCUGGAAUAAGUCUAGGAAUCUGAUUAACCUCUACUUGCAAAUGGAAUGUUCAAAAAAUCUCCUGUCUGUCACAAUGGGAUAUUCCUUAUAUUACAUCAUAUAGUGUUUUUCAUAAUUAGUUUGA